Messenger RNA from Temnothorax curvispinosus, 1658 nucleotides. RefSeq lists its product as uncharacterized. The transcript is spliced from 4 exons. The record is from RefSeq and is a predicted model, not a curated record. NCBI's taxonomy places the organism in Eukaryota, Metazoa, Arthropoda, Insecta, Hymenoptera, Formicidae. The coding region runs from base 790 to 1560 and encodes 256 amino acids.
CUUCCUCGAGAAUUGCGGUUCGCCGAUUGAUGAUGAAGAAGUCGAGGCGAGUCGACCUCACUUGUUGGUAAAUAGGAAUUAAUGCGAAUUAAGCUGAAUUAAAGGUUUCUUACAGCAAAAUUUCUUUCAAACUGUGUGUUUGAAGUAAAUUUUACUGUGAGAAAUCUCUAAUUUAGCUUAAUUAAAUAUUGACGUCUGUUCAUGUACUCGCUUUCUUUCUGUAUACUGAAAAUAAAAUGAUAUUUUAUACAUAAAUUUAACGGAGGCAACAAACAGUAUGAAAAUUAAAGCUAAAGUAAAAUGCAAACAGUGAAAGUUACAAUCUAAAUCUAAGAGAGUCUUAUUAUCAAACAAAGGAAUUAACAACCCCGCUAGGUCGUUGAAGACAUUCUAACUAGACUGAGAAAAUAAAACAAAUAUUAUCAAACAGUAACAGUCAUGGUCGGUUAGGUCACAUUAGUGUCAUAUAGCCAGGCGGACUGAAAAGUCAGUGAAAACGAACAGUUAUUUCAAUCAGUAUUAGUGUGAGAAGUUGCGAGGCUGCAAAAGAUGAACAAAGGAAUAAGAUCUUUAAAUGUUAUGUGACAAAAGCACAAACAUCGGCGAACUGCGGUGAAACAUCGUUUUGUAUGCUCAGUAAUUUUGUAACAUCGAUAUCUGGAUAUUAUAUUCAUAUUAGCUUGGAAACUUAAUUUGAUAAAAGGAAAUCAAAGAAGUCAGUUGCCACAUCUGUACACGCAUUAGUCUAAUAAUUUUGUCAUCUGGACAGUGUUCGAAUAUUACCGAAGCAUGUCGUCCGCAGAGAAACGUAAGAUUUCAAGUUCAACUGAUCAAGAUUCAACGGAAAAGCGAAUGUGUAUAAUGGAAGAGCUGGAAGAGGAGGAAGAGGUGAAAGAGGAGGGAGAGGUGGAAGAGGAAGAAGAGGCGGAAGAGGAGGAAGAGGUGGAAGAGGAGCAAACUUCUGACGAAAGAGAAAUUGAGAAUAUCUCUACAGAGAAUAUCCCGAAAAAGCAGCAGACAGUAUCUUUGCCAUCUUCACCAUCUAUCACGAGUUUUUCUGAAACACAGAUUAAGUCGAGUAUACUUAACCAUACAUGGAAAAUUAAUCAAUUUUUAUGGCUUUGUAAUACUAUGAACACGAUAACGUCUCCACCAUUUCCAGAAACUGGUCAAUACGUAAUUAAAAUGAAAGUUUCAAGCCGAUGUGACUCAACUAAUCUAAUAUCCUUUUAUAUACUUACUAUAAAUAAUACAUUUAACGCUUUGUGUACCACUUCUAUAAUACUAUCGUGUGGAAGAGUUCUAUUUUCGAAAUCCAUCACAGGUUCUAUAUCGAAUAACACAUUGUUAAUUCAAAUCUGUGGAGGGGAGCUUCCGUUGUUAGAUAAAAAAAAUGCGCUUGUAAUACGUUGCAAGUUCGAAUUUUUUUGUAAUCUGAUAAAUAGAACUAUACGUACGAAUUCACUACCAUCUUCAACAGAAUAUUCAAAACACGUGACAUAUUUUGAAGACUUGGCUUUUGAUGAGUUUUGGCUUAAAAAUAAAUCAGUUUUAUGGUAGAAAAAAUGUAUCAAAAAAAUUGUGCGCCCGCAACAGUAGUUUAAGAAUAUUUGCCUUAAGAUGCCAUUUCACAUUGACGCUCGACGCUCAUUUUUAAC